CUAACGGGUCUUACCCUUACCAUCGUUACCAAGUGUAGUGUAAUCCACUAAACUAACCUCUGCAGAAACGGAAGCCUGAUGUUAUAAGUAUGGCGACACCUUAUAGAGUUGCUUGAGGCCUUACAUUAUAGGGACUACUCGGACACGCACACUAACAACCGCACGAAAUAUGAUAUGCAAAAAACAAAAGUAACUGGUCUUUGGUGUUAGGUCGCGGCAAUACCGGCCGCCACGAAGAAUGGGUUGCGGAGCUUCAACACCUUCACAAGCAGUGCAGCAUGGAAGUCCUAUGCAGGCGAAGGACACUGCAACAAGUUGGGAGCUUGUGCGGUGUUCGCCAUCAGGGCACGAACUGUUCCAAAAGCACGGCAUACCACCGGAAAUCGCCAAGGAGUUUGUGGACAAGCUUGGCUUCCGCAAAACUCAACACCUAAACCUCGUUGUCGAGGAGGACAUAAAAAACCUCAAACUAGAGCCAAUUUUUGAAAGGCUGUUCUUGCGCAUAGUUAAUGACGCCAACAGCAGUCAUGCUCAACCAGCGUUGACUGCAUCUCAAGCUCCAACUACUCCAUCACCGGCGGCCACUACCGUGGUGGCCAAUGCCACACCUGCUGUACCUUCACCUGCUACACCUCAGGGGCAUUCCACCGGCUCCACAAAACUCAAGGAGCGGGUCCAGAAGGGGCUCGAGGUGGGCUGCAGCUUCUUGACCAAAGUCAAACCUAUGUUGCCAUUCCCUGGUGACAUGGUUGCUGGCGCGCUGGCCGUCUUCAUGGACCUCGUGUCCCAGGCUAUGGCCAACAAGGAUAACCUGACCAAGCUGCAGGAGCGGGCAGUGGACCUGUUUGACCUCGUCGUCGACAGGCACGUCCCAAACGCAGCAAUGAUGGUGGCUGGCGCUGGAGCGACGCAGCCACCGCAGCAACACCAGCAGAAGACGUCGGACGCGUACAUGAAGCUGAUGAAUCGGUUCCGUGACCUGCUCACGGAGCUCAACGAGUACGUCCGCGUGUUCUCCUCCCACAGCUGGCUUGUCCGCAUCAUCACCAGCGGCGGUGACCAGCAGCGGUAUGAGGACUACGCACAGCAGCUGCGCGACCUGACACUUGAGGCGCAGUUCGCUGUGGUGGUGGACGUGGCUGGCAUGACGGAGGAGAUGCGGGCAGCCAUGGAGGAGAUGACGCAACAGAUGGUGUACGUGGACCACAGCGCUGAGGUGCGUACUGCGGUGGAGGAGCUGGGCGGCCUGGAUGCCGUGAUGGCUGAUGAAGAUAAGAUCAAGGCGGUGGCGGAGAAGCUGGACAUGGGGCAGAGGCUGACCAUCAGGAUUAUGAAGCAAGGGCUUGCAGCCGUGAAAGCAAGUGUGGUGAAGGAAGGCGACAAGGGCUUUCACCGCCUGAUUGGUCACAUGGACCUGCGCGUUUUCUGGCACACCUUCUUCACUGGGGAGUGGAAAGUCCCCUGGCGCCUGUGGUGGUUGGGGUUCCCGAGUCGCCUGGAGGAGGUGCACCUGGAGCCAAGCUACGUCUCAGCGUUAUGCAACGUGUUGGAGAGCGAUCAGGCAAAGCAAGCGUUCCAGCAACGUGUGGAGCAGUGGGACCCGGACAACGUCAGCGUGGACGAGAUCCAGUUGGCCUUCCCACAACCGGACGCUGACCUGCUGCAGAUCGUGCGCCAGCUCACAACCGGCAGCAGUGGCGGCAACACCAUGGCUGGCCCUGCACCUGGCAGCAGCAGCACACCUGGGCAUACCACCACUGGAGUGCUGCAACUCACAGCAACCAGCAGCAGCGAGGCGGCCCCAAGCCACACCCAACAUGAGGCUAUGGCGAAAUGCCGCCUACCACCACUUGAUUCGUUGUACACGGGCCGUGACACCGAUGCAGAGCUGGUGGUACGGUUGGUGAAGGAACAGGCUGCAGCCCAACGCGGCGUGUGCCUACUGGGUGGUGCUGGCCUGGGCAAGUCCAGCCUCGCGGUGGAUGUGGGGUGGAGGUUGGCCAGGGAAGGAGUGUGCCCAGGGGGUGCAUACUUUUGUGACCUGCGUGAGGCGCGGUCCGUGGACGAUGUGUUGAUGCGCAUUGCGCUGGCGGUGGAAAGUGUCAUCACGGGUGACGACACCCUUCUCAAGUUGCUUGCAUGGUUGCACGCCACCUCGGCUAGCUGUGGUGGAGGCGUGUUGCUGGUGGUGGACAAUGCCGAGGACGUGCUGCAGGCAGAUGGAGGAGGCAGUGAGAGCUUCAGAGACGCCAUGGCCCAGGUGUCCACGGCUGCAAUGGUGUUGGUCACAUCACGGGCACCCAUGUCCACAUCGUCAUCUGGCAGUAGCAGCAGCAACAAGUUCAUUGACCACCCGCUACAUGGUGUUGAUGAUGGCUCCAGCCGCCAGCUAGUCGCCUCACUGUGGGGCGAUGCCUCCCCUCUGGCAGCGGGUGAUGUGGACGCCCUGCUGGAUAUGUGCCAGGGGGUGCCACUGCUGCUGCGCACAUGUGCUGAUGCGUUGGCACAUGGCAGGGUCACACUGGCGGUGUUGAAGGCUGCGCUCACCAACACAAACAAUGACAGCACCACCGCCCUGCACCUCGCCUUGGCAUCUCUGCCGCUAUCCCAACAACUGCUCCUAGCCCAGCUCUCCGUCUUCCCGUCCCAAUUUGAUGAGACAUCCGCCUCAAUGGUGGUGUAUGGUGACAGCAGCGAUGUGUCACGUAUUCGUGCCCAGCUUGCGGUGUUGUACAGCCAUGGCUUGGUGUUGCGCAAUGUGGCCCGCAGCACAUACAGCCUGCACAUGGCUGUGCGCACCACUGCAGCGAGGCUGGGCGGUGGGUUGACCUCUGCUGCAACAGCAUCAGAACCAGCUGUGGCCAGUAAAAGUGCUGCCAGCAACAGUCAGCAGAAACAGCAACAGCAGUUCUCCAGGGCAUUGUCCUGUGCCCGUGAGCGGUUCAUGGGGCAUAUCAUGGCUGCCUUCACAGAAUGGGGGCAGUUGUACAUGACACCUGAUGCUCUGUUGGCACUGCGCUUAGCACGGCAGCAUGCGCCCGACUUCUUGGCAGUGAUACAGAUGGCAGCAGCAGAGGCAACAACAGCACCCAAGAUGUUGGAACUGGUGCUGAGGUCUACAACUUGGCACUUGGAGUCAUUGCUGUUAGAUGUGGGUGGUGUCCUGACACCCGCUUUCUAUGAAACCUGGAGCAGUAUGGAGACUGCAGCCAAUGAUCUUCAAGCACCUUGCCUUGCCAAUUUUUACUCAAUGUUGGCUGGAGAGGCAGCACACCAGCAGGCUCUGGAGCUGCGCACCAAGGUGCUGGGUGAGGAGCACCCUGACACCAUCAGCUCCAUCAGUAACCUGGCCAGCUGCAUCAAUGCCCAAGGCAAGUACAGCGAGGCAGAGCCCAUGUACAGGCAGGCGCUGGAGCUGCACACCAAGGUGCUGGGCGCAGAGCACCCUGACACCAUUAGCUCCAUCAAUAACCUGGCCAGCUGCAUCGAUGCCCAAGGCAAGUACAGCGAGGCAGAGCCCAUGUACAGGCAGGCGCUGGAGCUGCGCACCAAGGUGCUGGGCGCAGAGCACCCUGACACCAUCAGCUCUAUCAGUUACCUGGCCAGCUGCAUCAAUGCCCAAGGCAAGUACAGCGAGGCAGAGCCCAUGUACAGGCAGGCGCUGGAGCUGCGCACCAAGGUGCUGGGUGAGGAGCACCCUGACACCAUCAGCUCCAUCAGUAACCUGGCCAACUGCAUCGGUGACCAAGGCAAGUACAGCGAGGCAGAGCCCAUGUUCAGGCAGGCGCUGGAGCUGCGCACCAAGGUGCUGGGUGAGGAGCACCCUGGCACCAUCAGCUCCAUCAGUAACCUGGCCAGCUGCAUCUAUGCCCAAGGCAAGUACAGCGAGGCAGAGCCCAUGUACAGGCGGGCGCUGGAGCUGCACACCAAGGUGCUGGGCGCAGAGCACCCUGACACCAUCACCUCCAUCAAUAACCUGGCCAGCUGCAUCAAGGGCCAAGGCAAGUACAGCGAGGCAGAGCCCAUGUUCAGGCAGGCGCUGGAGCUGCGCACCAAGGUGCUGGGUGAGGAGCACCCUGGCACCAUCAGCUCCAUCAGUAACCUGGCCAGCUGCAUCUAUGCCCAAGGCAAGUACAGCGAGGCAGAGCCCAUGUACAGGCGGGCGCUGGAGCUGCACACCAAGGUGCUGGGUGAGGAGCACCCUGCCACCAUCAGCUCCAUCAAUAACCUGGCCAGCUGCAUCAAGGGCCAAGGCAAGUACAGCGAGGCAGAGCCCAUGUUCAGGCAGGCGCUGGAGCUGCGCACCAAGGUGCUGGGUGAGGAGCACCCGGACACCAUCAGCUCCAUCAGUAACCUGGCCAUCUGCAUCGGUGACCAAGGCAAUUACAGUGAGGCAGAGCCCAUGUACAGGCAGGCGCUGGAGCUGCACACCAAGGUGCUGGGUGAGGAGCACCCUGGCACCAUCAGCUCCAUCAGUAACCUGGCCAGCUGCAUCUAUGCCCAAGGCAAGUACAGCGAGGCAGAGCCCAUGUACAGGCAGGCGCUGGAGCUAUUCACCAAGGUGCUGGGCGCAGAGCACCCUGACACCAUCAGCUCCAUCAGUAACCUGGCCAGCUGCAUCGAUGACCAAGGCAAUUACAGCGAGGCAGAGCCCAUGUACAGGCAGGCGCUGGAGCUGCGCACCAAGGUGCUGGGCGCAGAGCACCCUGGCACCAUCAGCUCCAUCAGUAACCUGGCCAGCUGCAUCUAUGCCCAAGGCAAGUACAGCGAGGCAGAGCCCAUGUACAGGCAGGCGCUGGAGCUGCACACCAAGGUGCUGGGUGAGGAGCACCCUGACACCAUCAGCUCCAUCAGUAACCUGGCCAACUGCAUCGGUGACCAAGGCAAUUACAGCGAGGCAGAGCCCAUGUACAGGCAGGCGCUGGAGCUGCACACCAAGGUGCUGGGUGAGGAGCACCCUGGCACCAUCAGCUCCAUCAGUAACCUGGCCAGCUGCAUCUAUGCCCAAGGCAAGUACAGCGAGGCAGAGCCCAUGUACAGGCAGGCGCUGGAGCUAUUCACCAAGGUGCUGGGCGCAGAGCACCCUGACACCAUCCGCUCCAUCAAUUACCUGGCCAACUGCAUCAACGACCAAGGCAAGUACAGCGAGGCAGAGCCCAUGUUCAGGCAGGCGCUGGAGCUAUUCACCAAGGUGCUGGGCGCAGAGCACCCUGACACCAUCCGCUCCAUCAAUGACCUGGCCGACUGCAAAAUACAGUGCGGCAGAGCCCAUGUACAGGCAGGCGCUGGAGCUGCGCACCAAGGUGCUUUGCGCAGAGCACCCUGACACAAAAAAAGUGCCCAAUUUCUGAAACUUUGUCUGGAUGCUAAGAGUGAGAGUAGUGGAUAGCAGUUGGGCUUUGGUCUGAAGUAAUGACUCAAAAUUUUUGACUCCUGUAAGAGAUUGGGCUUGAGGUGCACAAAGGCCCUUAGCGGCAGCCUGCAUCUGGGUAUCAGGCAUGUGGUGUGGGUGGUGUGACGCAGGGAUGUUGUAUAAUGUCCUUCUGCUGCAAUUGCUGUUCUAGCUGAUGACUGACCUUACGGGUUACAAUCCAUUGCAUCUCUAUGAUAAAGUUGGAAAAGAUGCUGGCCUAGUUGAGCUCUGGGCCAAGAAGACAAGGGCGUUUGGCUACAGGCAGUGGCUUUGUCAUGGCCAAAGGCUGACACUGGGGGAUGGUGGUAUGAUGUACCUAUUAUUAUUCUGUUGUGUAGAGAUGACCGCCUUCCGCUAAGGUUCUUGCAUCGUGCCUUGGGCUGGCCCUAGCUGACAUGAUAACUUGUAACAGUUAUUGCUCCUGUGUGGGAGGUUACCCGGUUCAGUUCACCAAUGCUACUAAGGGUGUUGAGUUGGCCUGGUGUGGUAGGGGCUUUCCUCCAGCACAUGGACAUAUUUGCCAGGGCGUCGGGUCACCACUUGAACUUGGAGAAAUCAGUGCUUUUGCCUAUUGGAGUUCCGUUGGGUGCUGAGGGACAGCAGGUUGUUCAGGGUGUGUCAGUUUAAGGCAGUGAUGCUAAAUGUGCCUUUUACUAAUUCGGAUACAGCUCCAUGCCUUGACUGGAGCAAAUGGUUCCUAGACGUGGAGAGCUGCUUACAGAAGUUGGCUGAUCUUCACCCUUUCCAUUUCUGUUAAGGCUAGCUACCAGCGCAGCUGCAUAUGCUCUGCAAACAGCCACUUGGCACAUGGAGCAUUCAGGCCUGCCGCCGAGUGCUCAGUUGGAUAGUUUAGGGAAGCAGACUGUUAAGUUUAAAAAUAAACACCAGGGUCCGCAGGAUAGGCAUGCUAUGGGUGGUCCGGGAUAGGCUGUUUGUAUCCCUGGCAGCAUGCUUUGACGUUGUUCCUUUGGCGUUUGCAUCCGGAUUUUGGUCCCCUAGCGCUACAACCCUGUCUGUCAUAUAUCUACCGUGUAUUAUUAUCGUUGUUAUCUGGGGAGCUGGUAUUGUUCCUUUGUGUGUGGGGUUGACAGGUCAGUCAGGUGUACUAAUUUUGGAACACCACUACCCAGUCCUAAUUCAUAGCCAUGCCCUUUGUUCCUUGGUAAUGGGUGUGGCUGCUUUGGCUCAACAGGUUUGAGGACAGGUUUGAGGACAGGUUUGAGGACAUGUGGAUUUCAGUGUUGCUUGUUGCAUGGUGUGUCAAGGGAUACUGAGGACAGGGCUAUGAUGUGAUGCUGGUCUGUACUAGUACGUUUGACCCAGCUUCUUCUGCUCCCUGUGCUCUUUGUUACCUGCCUAGGUGUUGUGGUCUCCUGCUGUCGCUUGAGACCUUGUUGACUGAAGUGCCUGUGGCUUGGGUGGCGGCUGUGGAGGUAUUCUUGUUGACGACUUGCCACCCAUCCUCCAUUGGCUAUUGAGAAUGCUUGGCAGGUUUAUUUUGGUUCCCCACUUGGGGUGACAGUUAGCUCACGGAGUUGUUCCUUUGGGGACUCUGUCUGUUCGUUCGGAUGUCCAUGGUAAUUCAGUUUGGGUGUGUGUUAGAAGGAACGUGCUGUGUUGCAUGUGGCCCUUAUUUAGUAAGCUAUGGAGUUACCUGCUACCCAAGAGCUUCCUGCAGGCGUUCUGGAUGGCCUCCAGGAUUCUUUCCAGCACCUCUGAAGACGUUAAGGAGAAGCCUUGCCUUAAGGAAACGUUUUGGUGUUUGUCCAUGGAUGAAAGUCCCUCGCUUGGGAAUUCUCAUAUGUCUAAGGCUUCUCCUGAUCGUUGUGGGCUGUUGUUUCGGGGAUGUAUCCACAGUUGCAUUGGCCUGUCCUGUUGCUCGCGCUGCCCUCACCCAGGUUGAGCAGAUUGAGGUUCCUAGAGUUGCUUUGUGGUUGGCAUCACCUCCCUCGGGCGUGCAGCAUUGUUUUGGGUAUCUUGUUAUCCUGGGUGCUUUGUCUGCUAUGGAAGAGGGUCGGCGGGCUCGUGUGCGUGAGCCUGGUUCUGCGGGUGUCAUGCCUAGGCUCGCUGAUCAGGCUGCCCUGUCCGCUGUUUCUUGGUUUUGGGGUCAGCUCCAGGAUUUUACUUGCCAGUGUUUUGCUGGCCCGGUGUGUUAUCGUCUAUACGGCAUGUUCUGUUUACCUUGCAGUGUAGGGUGUUCCCUUUUGGGGAGCCAUUGUAACGGUCAUUCACUCA
This is a messenger RNA of Astrephomene gubernaculifera, 7648 nucleotides long. The record is from the annotation of a GenBank genome assembly. NCBI's taxonomy places the organism in Eukaryota, Viridiplantae, Chlorophyta, Chlorophyceae, Chlamydomonadales, Astrephomenaceae.